Messenger RNA from Engraulis encrasicolus (European anchovy), 828 nucleotides. RefSeq lists its product as uncharacterized. The transcript has 4 exons. The record is from RefSeq and is a predicted model, not a curated record. NCBI's taxonomy places the organism in Eukaryota, Metazoa, Chordata, Actinopteri, Clupeiformes, Engraulidae. Bases 163 to 828 code for a protein of 221 amino acids.
CCCACCGGCUCUCGAGGACAAAAGAAGCAGACGACUUCAAGAAUCCUCCCUGAUCCAACCCAGACAGGAGUCUGUGUUGACCAGAACUUUUCCCCUGGAACCGAAAGCAGUGUCGCUGGCCGGCACAACCCGUUUCCCGUGGGACCCCUCUACAAAAUCAAAAUGGCCCCUCUCUGGAUCCUCUGCAUCUUCCUCGCCCUUCAGACCACACUGGCCAGCGACAUAGUGGAACCCGGCCCUCAGAGUGGCAUCGUACUCCAGGAUGCACCCGGCCUGCUUCUCACCAAUUGCCGCGUCCACACUCAACGUGUAUAUGCCCGCCUUGACCCGUGGGACGUGUACCGCAAGCAUUUCAGGUCACCCUCUCAGAUGAACCUGGAAACUGGCCCUACUUCCGAGAUAGGAUCCAACAUCGAACACGCCAAGCGUACCACUAGCCACAUGCUCGAACAGCUGCAGAAAUUCAUCGUCACAGAAGAGGAACUGAGCGGCAAAGCCCGUCCCAAGCGUUUCCUAGGUGGACUUCUUACCGCUGCUUCUGCUAUCGGCUCCCUAUUCUCAGUGGGCCUCUCCGCCGUUAAUACCGUUAGCCUGACUGCCGUCAAGCGCGAAAUUAGCACACUUAAAGAGGAAAUGCCAGAAAUUCAGAACAUGUGCACCUCAACCAAAGAUAUUCACUGGGUCUGCCCCAGUAAUCCCUUUAUCAGAGACACUACUGAUCGCCUCUGCGGACUGUCAAAGGUCCCAGACCAGAAGUGUGCCGCCCAACUGUCCACAAAGGACGAGAGGGCGCUGAACCCAAAGAGACUGUUUGCAAUGUACUACUGA